This is a messenger RNA of Pan troglodytes (chimpanzee), 4110 nucleotides long. It is a transcript of the gene RUNDC1, whose product is annotated as RUN domain containing 1. The transcript has 5 exons. The record is from RefSeq and is a predicted model, not a curated record. Bases 55 to 2136 code for a protein of 693 amino acids. Lineage: Eukaryota; Metazoa; Chordata; Mammalia; Primates; Hominidae.
CAACCCCCAUCUGUUGGAACCAGGGCAAAGGCUGCCCUAGACGCUACACAGGGAAUGACUUUUCCCCGGUAUCAUUCACCUGUUUCUCCGACGCUUACUGCUCAGUGUCUGAUUCACAAUAGGCGCUCAAUAAAACAUUAUUGUCCUGAAUUAAAUUCCCGGGGAAGGCGCGCCCUCGGGGACUUCGGUACUUCAGGCCCCGCCCACCACUCCCCUGGGGUUCCAGGCCACCGCGCCGUUGCCAUGGCAGCAGGGGGAGCGCGGCUGACGUGCGGCGGUGUUUCCGGGAAGAUGGCGGCUGUCGAAGCGGCUGCAGAGCCGGUAACGGUGGUGGCGGCUGUUGGGCCAAAGGCGAAAGACGAAGAGGAGGAGGAAGAGGAGCCGCUGCCCCCGUGCGAGGCGGUGCGCUGGGCCCCAGUGGGGGCGGUGGCGGAGGCCCGGCCUGGGGCAACCGCGUUUUUAGAAGAGGCGACGGCCGAGGAGCCUGGCGCGGCCCCGGGCUCCCCGCCGGAUUCGCCGGGCCGGACGCUGCGGCGGCUGCGGGCAGAGCGGCGGCGGCUGGACUCGGCGCUGCUGGCGCUGUCCUCGCACUUCGCGCAGGUGCAGUUCCGCCUGCGCCAGGUGGUGCGCGGGGCGCCGGCGGAGCAGCAGCGCCUUCUGCGGGAGCUUGAAGACUUCGCCUUCCGCGGCUGCCCUCACGUCCUAGGUUACGAAGGGCCCGGCGACCCCGCCAGCGAUGAGGGCGAUGGGCUGCCCGGGGACCGGCCACGGUUGCGGGGCGAGGACCAGAGUGAGCAGGAAAAGCAAGAGCGUCUGGAAACCCAAAGGGAGAAGCAGAAAGAACUGAUACUGCAGCUCAAGACCCAGCUAGAUGACCUGGAAACGUUUGCCUAUCAAGAGGGCAGUUAUGACUCGCUGCCACAGUCCGUGGUGUUGGAAAGACAGCGGGUGAUCAUAGAUGAGUUAAUAAAGAAACUGGACAUGAAUCUGAAUGAGGACAUCAGUUCCCUGUCCACUGAAGAGCUUCGUCAGCGUGUAGAUGCAGCAGUGGCUCAGAUCGUCAACCCAGCCCGAGUCAAAGAACAGUUGGUUGAGCAACUGAAAACUCAGAUCCGAGACCUUGAGAUGUUUAUCAACUUCAUCCAAGAUGAAGUGGGAAGCCCCUUGCAGACAGGUGGUGGACACUGUGAGUGCAAGGCCGGUGGGAAGACAGGAAAUGGCUGCAGCAGAACAGGCAGCAGCAGAACGCCUCCAGGAAACAGCAAAACAGCAAAGGCAGAGGAUGUGAAGAAAGUCCGGGAGACGGGGCUGCACCUGAUGCGGCGAGCGCUGGCCGUGCUCCAGAUCUUUGCUGUUAGCCAGUUUGGUUGUGCCACAGGUCAGAUCCCUCCAACCCUGUGGCAGAGGGGCCAGGCUGACAGAGACUACUCUCCCUUGCUGAAGAGGCUGGAGGUGUCAGUGGACAGAGUGAAGCAGCUAGCCUUGAGGCAGCAGCCACAUGACCAUGUCAUCACCUCUGCCAACCUCCAGGACCUCUCUCUGGGAGGCAAGGAUGAGCUGACUAUGGCUGUGCGGAAGGAGCUAACGGUGGCUGUGAGGGACCUGCUGGCCCAUGGACUGUAUGCCUCCUCCCCAGGGAUGAGCCUUGUUAUGGCUCCUAUUGCUUGUUUGCUGCCAGCCUUCUCCUCGGCCCCAGAGGCCAUGCACCCGUGGGAGCUCUUUGUAAAGUACUACCAUGCUAAGAACGGCCGUGCUUAUGUGGAAUCCCCAGCCCGGAAGCUCUCCCAGUCCUUCGCCCUUCCUGUUACGGGAGGCACUGUUGUCACCCCCAAACAGAGCCUACUGACAGCCAUCCACAUGGUGCUGACAGAGCAUGACCCUUUUAAGCGCAGUGCAGACUCAGAAUUGAAGGCCUUGGUGUGCAUGGCACUGAAUGAGCAGCGUCUGGUGUCCUGGGUGAACCUCAUCUGCAAGUCCGGGUCACUCAUCGAGCCUCACUACCAGCCCUGGAGCUACAUGGCACACACAGGCUUUGAGAGUGCCCUCAACCUGCUCAGUCGCCUCAGCAGCCUCAAGUUUAGCCUCCCUGUAGAUCUGGCUGUGCGCCAGCUCAAAAACAUCAAAGAUGCCUUUUGAUGAGAGUGCCCUAACCCCAGACAAGCUCCUUGUUCAGUAGGGAUAGAUGUGCUAGUCUUCUAGCAUAGGAGCAAGGAAUCAGAGGUGGGGUUAAAGGCAUUUUUCCCAGACCCUGCUCAGGCAGUCGGCCAAAUGAGUGCAAAGUCUGUUUUCCCCACCAACUUAGCUCUCGGAAAGAUGUGCUGGAGGGACCCUCUUGUUAAGAAGGUUCUGCCAGGCCGGGCGUGGUGGCUCACACCUGUAAUCCCAGCACUUUGGGAGGCUGAGGUGGGCGGAUCACAAGGUCAGGAGUUCGAGACCAUCCUGUCUAACACGGUGAAACCCCAUCUCUACUAAAAAUACAAAAAAAUUAGCCGGACAUGGUGGCAGGCGCCUGUAGUCCCAGCUACUCGGGAGGCUGAGGCAGGAGAAUGGCGUGAAGCCAGGAGGCGGAGCUUGCAGUGAGCUGAGAUCGCGCCACUGCACUCCAGCCUGGGCGACAAGAGUGAGACUCCGUCUCAAAAAAAAAAACGAAGGUUGUACCCACAGUAUACGUGUGGGCACUUGUGCUUGAGCCUGUAUUAAAGGAAUCAGGCCAGGCACAGUGGCUUCACGCCUGUAAUCUCAGCACAUUGGGAGGCUGAGGUGGGCGGAUCACCUGAGGUCAGGAGUUCAAGACCAGCCUGGCCAACAUGGUGAAACCCCAUCUCUACUAAAAAUAACAAAAAUUAGCUAGGCGGGGUAGUGCACGCCUGUAAUCCCAGCUACUCAGGAGGCUGAGGCCGGAGAAUCGCUUGAGCCCGAGAGGUGGAGAUUGCAGUAAGCCAAGAUCAUGCCACUGCACUCCAGCCUGGGCAACACAGGGAGACUCCAUCUCAAAAAAAAAAAAAAAAAAAAGACAUUCAACUUGAGGCUCCUGUUAGUUAAGCUAUCUUCUUUCACUUGAAGCAGGUUUGAGAGGCCUAGGCCAGAAUUUAAAUUCCUUUUAUGAAUAGAUUUCCCUUUCUUCCUGACCCCAAGGUCAGAGGAGACUAUAUAUUCCAUGGCUGCCUCUAAGACUAGGAAUAGGAAUAUCUGAAAACAGCAUUUCUAAGGGUGGUAACCACAGGUCGAUUUUAAUACGAGUCCUUUUUCUUGUAGAGGUAAGUAAAAUCUUCCUGACAAGGUAGUCCUCUUUUCACGGCACAGACAAUGGGCUUUCUGUUUAUGAGGGGUGAGAAGCGAUGUUUGUUAUUAUGUUCUCCAGCAAGUAAACAUUCCUCUGCUCACCUCCCAACAAGACUAACAGUCUUUUUAGAAGUAAAUAUAUUCAAGACAAACGAGAAAAUCCUGGCUACCCAAGUCGAGUAUAUACAGGAAUACAAAUCGGUAACCAGCAGCUGUUCCUCAGAUUGUGACUCACUGAGCACCACUUGUCCUGGAGGCUGGAUGAUGGAGGACAUCUGGUUAUAGGUACUGUAGCAGGGAUAGGUGCCACAGGAGGAUAGGAACUACAGCAGAUCGCUGUUUCCAGAACGGGGAGGAGUAUCUCAUUGUGAAACAGACUCUAGAGUGGUUCCAUUUGGUCUUCAGUGUUUUAGCCUCAUUAGUUCAUAUUUGGCAUGCAGCUUGUGGUGAGUACUGUUCUAGGACUGGCCAAAAAUGGGCAAAAUGUAUCACUCCAAACACUACUGAUUCAGCAUUGUUUUCAUGUCUUAAAAUUGCCACCUGCACUUUGUUUCUGCACUAUUAUGUAGUGCAUUUUAACUUAAAUUUUUUCCAGCAACAUGUUACUUAUUUAAGAUACAUUACUGAUAUUUCAUUAUAAUUAGUUCACCUUCCCUGUGAAACAAGAGAAUUGUAAAAUGUUGUGGAAAAUGAUACAUAUGUGGAUGCUAUUGAAAUCAUAGUAUUUUGUGUAGCUUCUCUGAAGACCUUAGAGACCUGCAGCUUUGGUUUAUAAGUGUUUGGGCCUUAUCAGCCCAUCUGAUCCAGAUCAAUAUUUUUUUGAAAACU